GUUAUCAACACGUUUUUCGUAAUUUUUCAGAAUUAUUCUUCUCCUUAUCAAACCUAGCCCAUUAAUUUGUAUUAUUAAUUUAUAUUUAUUAUUAUAUAUAUAUUACCUAAUUACUAUUAAUGUAUUGCCUACGACAACGACUACACUAGUACACUAUACCAGUUACACUUCCACCGUGGUCUGUAAUCACGUAAAUGCCUUAUCCAGUAAAGUUAUCCAUCAAUCAUCACCUACCAGCCUGCCGCAACCCAAUUACAAUUCCGAUUUCCGACAGACGGCGUGUCGUACUGUCGUUACUCGACGUUUAGCGUUUAUACUUUAUUCUACUUUCACUGCACCGGACGGAUGGUUGCAGUAUUUGAAGAUAAUAUCAGCGUUCCUCGUUUUACAAUUCUACAGUUUCCAGAACAAGCGUUAAGUAUCCACACACGCUUUCCUGUGCACAUUUUGGCUAAGCGGCAUCCCAACAUGUCUAUAGCCGAAUUCUUGGAUGGUAUGCCAUCCUUUGACGAACGCAAUUUUUCCCGUUUCCAUUCAGACAAUGGUCGAAGCAAGCGUGUACCAGUUUACAUAACAACCGAUGACCAACCUUGCGACCAAAUUAUUGUUACUGACAAGUCAAAUUUAUUACUCCGGUAUUUACAUAACCAAUGGGAUAAAAAGCAUGGAGGUAAAAAAAGGGAAAUGGUUGAAACGGGCGAAGAAUCUGGCUCAUCAUCUAGAAAACGUCCAAGAGUAGAUGUACCUAUAUUGUAAAACUUUUUGCAAUAAAAUAAUUCCAAUGCAUAUAAGUUAUCUAAUGUUUUUGGACUAAAAUUCCUGAUUUGAUUGUUUUUAAGAGAAAUACAAUUUGCUAAUUUAAGGAUGUUUAGUCUAUAGACUAUUGCUUAAUGAAACUAUUUAGUAAUACACAUGGUAUUAUUUUGAAUGAUUUUUAUAGUUUGCAAUAAUAUUCAAUUUACAAAUAUUUCUUUUGAUAUUCACAACUUGUAUUGAUAAUAUUGUAUGUCUAAUAUUAAGUCAUUCAGUUGUUUAACCUUUUUAAAUUGUUUUCAUUAUAUUGUAUUUAUAAUAUAUGUUAAUUGUAUUUAAUGUGUAACUAAAUUAACAUUUAUUAUUUGUGUAACAAAAUUGUAUACUAAGAAUAUAAGUAACCCUUUCCAACAUUAUACUUUAUCGACAAUUUUAUGUUACAACUUACAAUACAACACUAUUGUUUAUUUAUGUUCCACCAUUAGUGUUAAAUAAUCUUAUAUGAAACAAAAUUCAAUACAUUUUUAUUUAUUUUGACAUGUCAUUUAAGUUUAUUAUAUCUUGGGGACCAGGUGUGGACUCCUAGUCAAAAUUAUACAUUCGUCUUCGGCUUA
This is a messenger RNA of Acyrthosiphon pisum (pea aphid), 1367 nucleotides long. Its product is annotated as DET1- and DDB1-associated protein 1. The coding region runs from base 346 to 756 and encodes 136 amino acids. Gene Ontology annotation, biological process: positive regulation of proteasomal ubiquitin-dependent protein catabolic process. The transcript is spliced from 5 exons. Gene Ontology annotation, cellular component: Cul4-RING E3 ubiquitin ligase complex. The record is from RefSeq and is a predicted model, not a curated record. Lineage: Eukaryota; Metazoa; Arthropoda; Insecta; Hemiptera; Aphididae.